This is a messenger RNA of Brachypodium distachyon (stiff brome), 3187 nucleotides long. Its product is annotated as soluble starch synthase 2-1, chloroplastic/amyloplastic. The record is from RefSeq and is a predicted model, not a curated record. The coding region runs from base 216 to 2585 and encodes 789 amino acids. Gene Ontology annotation, molecular function: alpha-1,4-glucan glucosyltransferase (UDP-glucose donor) activity. The transcript has 9 exons. Lineage: Eukaryota; Viridiplantae; Streptophyta; Magnoliopsida; Poales; Poaceae.
CGCAGCAGGAAAGACCCAGAGGCAGAAAGGGGAAGGAAACCCGAACUCCCCAAGUCCAAAGACGAGCAGUAGGGAACCCGCCUUCUUCUCCAGUCUCCACUUCUCUUCUCGCCCUCACCUCACACCCGAAAAUUCGGAUCAGCACCGACCAGCAGCAGUAGCGGCAGCAGCACACUGCCUGAGCGAGUGGAGCCCCCUCCAGUAGGCAUCUUCCAAUGGCGGCCUCCUCCUCCUCCCUUCUCCACCCGUCCCCUGCGGCGCUGCUUGUCCACGGCGCUUCUCCCCGUCCUCCCGCUGGCGGUGCCCCUGCGGCGGCCUCCUCCUCGUGCCGCUGCUACGGCCGUCCCCCGGCUCCGCGCGGGGGCCUACUCCUGCGCCCGCCUGCUCGGGGUCCCCGCCGCCGCCCAGCGGCCUCCCGUCCUGCGAGGUUCUGCGGGAACGGUGUGUACGAGGGGCCGGCGGUGCUCAGAGUCAGGCAUUCGACUAAAUGGGGCCCCGGAAAGGUUUUAUGCGCCGCUGGGAGGGAUGAUGACGCUGGUUAUCAAACUGGCGAGGAUGGCAGCCACGACGGCGAUGGUGUCCGUGUUUCCAAUGAGGCCCUCCGUGCCACCAUUCGUAAGAGCAGAGAGGUGCUGGCGAUGCACCGGGAUCUACUUGAGCAGAUAUCGGAAAAGAAGAAGCUCAUUACUAUUAUUGAGGCCAGUUCCAUGCAUAAUGAGCAAGAGCCACUCAGUGGUGAUUCCAUUUCACGUCUGGAUGCUAUUUCGGAGGGCAACGAGAUUGGCUAUGACCUUCAAAUGUACCUUGAUAGGCGUUCAUACAAAUCUGAAGCCGGUACAAUUCAUGGAGAAUCUAUCAGUGAUCAGAAUGAAUACUAUGGAAGUUUAGAAGGCAAACUUUCUAGCACUGAUGUCAAUGGAUCAUCUAACAAGGUCAGCUCUGAACACUAUCUGUACGACAGUGCUGCUCCCAACGUAUAUGAACCACAAUAUGUUAAUGGUGUGAAGCAGGAUUUCGUGGCACAGCUAAGUCAAAUAAGUGAAAAGGAGCAGUCAGUUACUGAGGGAAUAAAUAACAACUCAUCUUCUUCGGCCGGUGUAGAUGUUAUGAAUGUAAUAUUGGUAGCUGCAGAAUGUGCUCCUUGGUCGAAGACAGGUGGACUUGGUGAUGUUGCUGGAGCUUUGCCAAAGGCUUUGUCCAAGAGAGGUCAUCGUGUCAUGGUAGUAGUACCCAUGUAUCAGAACUAUGAAGAACCUCGACAAAUAGGAGAAUCAAAGAGGUACCAGAUCGCAGGGCAGGAUAUGGAGGUAAAAUAUUGUCAUGCGUACAUAGAUGGCGUGGAUUUUGUAUUCAUUGACAAUCCUAUCUUUCACAAUGCUUCGAGUGAAAUUUAUGGUGGAGACCGAACAGACAUCUUGAAACGAAUGGUUUUGUUGUGCAAGGCGGCUGUAGAGGCUCCGUGGUGUGUUCCAUGUGGUGGUUUCUGCUAUGGUGAUGGAAAUCUUGUGUUCAUUGCAAAUGAUUGGCACACUGCAUUACUGCCUGUUUAUUUGAAGGCUUAUUAUCGUGACAAUGGUUUCAUGAUAUAUGCCCGUUGUGUUCUUGUGAUACACAAUAUAGCACAUCAGGGUCGUGGCCCCUUAGACGACUUCAGUUACCUGGAUUUGUCCAGUAACUACAUGGACCUAUUCAAACAUCACGACCCAUUUGGAGGUGAUCAUCUAAACAUUUUUGCAGCUGGAAUUAAAGCUGCCGACCGUUUAGUUACUGUUAGCCAUGGUUAUUCAUGGGAGCUCAAAACACCUGAAGGUGGUUGGGGCCUUCAUGGGAUCAUUAAUGAAAGUGAUUGGAAAUUCCAAGGCAUUGUAAAUGGUAUCGAUACCACUGAAUGGAAUCCUAGGUCUGAUGUCCACCUGAAGUCUGAUGGAUACAUCAACUAUUCUCUAGAAACUGUUCAAACAGGUAAAGCACAAUGUAAGGCGGCAUUGCAGAAAGAACUUGGUCUCCCGGUUCGUAGUGAUGUUCCUGUCAUUGCUUUCAUUGGACGGUUAGACAAUCAAAAAGGCGUAGAUUUGAUAGCAGAAGCAAUGCCAUGGAUAGCUGGCCAAGGUGUACAGGUAAUACUGCUGGGUACUGGAAGGCAAGAUCUUGAAGAUACAUUGAGGCGGCUUGAGAGCCAGCAUUAUGACAGAGUUAGGGGGUGGGUUGGUUUCUCUGUCAGGUUGGCUCAUCGUAUGACUGCAGGCGCUGAUAUACUGUUGAUGCCAUCAAGGUUCGAGCCAUGCGGGCUGAACCAGCUCUAUGCCAUGAUGUAUGGGACUGUCCCUGUAGUGCAUGCAGUGGGUGGUCUUCGAGACACUGUCCAGCACUAUAAUCCCUAUGAGGAGGCUGGACUUGGUUGGACUUUUGAGAUGGCAGAGGCAAACAGAAUGAUUGAUGCGCUAGGGCAUUGCCUGACUACAUACAGAAACUACAGGACCAGUUGGGAGGGACUCCAAAGGAGAGGGAUGAUGCAAGACUUAAGUUGGGACAAUGCUGCUAAAAGCUACGAGGAGGUUCUUGUUACCGCCAAGUAUCAGUGGUGACUGUUGAGCUGACCAAGAAUCCAUGGUGUCAUUCGGGGAGACUGGAAGGCAUUCUUCUUGUAUCAGUCACUGGGUGCUUCAAUAUCAGCUCUCGGCAUGCAGCGGUCUGCUUUGCCCAGUAUCCCAGUUCCCAAGUUGACCACCAUGUUCCUAGAAAUGGGAAGACCGAAUCUUUGUUGCCAGAAUUCAAGUCACUUCCAACAAGGCACACCCUGAGUCUAGGAGUUUACUUCCUACAUGAAAGCUGUGGAAGGGGUCUUCCUUCAAAGGAGGCAUAAACAGCACAUGGAAGAUUAAAGAUCCUUUUGAAGAAAUGAUGCAGCGGUAAACGUCAUCCGUUUCUGAAGCGGCCUCUAGUCCCAUCUUUUCCCAUGGGAUGAGUUCAGUUCGAUGGUUUAUCGCAGCAUUGUGCCAGGCAGCUCUGGAACCAUUGCUUGAUUUACUGGAUAGUCUGAUUGUACCGACAUCUACGAUUUUGUUGGGUUUGAUCGUGUUUUAGAGCAUUUCAGAUGCGUACAUAGAUAAAUUAGCAUCUCCCUGUAGCGAAUUCAGAUGAGGUGAUCUGGUGGUUGUUUCCAUGUAAUUAGUCAAUUUUACCGUCC